AUGGACUUCUUCAAAAGGGGGCCCCCGGGGGCCCCCAGCAGCGCCUGCGGCCGCUCCGCUUCCGCCGGCGCCUUCCGCCCAUCCCAGCCGCUGCUGCGCAGCUCCAGCUCUCCCCUGGAGCGCCUUGAGUCGCUGCAGCAGCCAGAGAGCUUUUGCUGCGCCGAUCAAGCAGCAGCGGCAGCAGGAGCAGCAGCAGCAGCGGCGGCAACGCCCCUCUUCUACUCCCUCGAGGCCUCUCCCGCGGCUAGCUGGGAAGCUCAGCCUGCUGCUGCUGCUGCUGCUGCUGCUGCACAUUUGCCUUCGCCUCUAGACAGCUACAUUCUGCACCCGGUGGCCUCGAGCCCUGCGGACUUCAGUUCGGAGAGGCCCGGCAGCAGCUCCCCUGCUGCUGCUGCUGCUGCUGCUGCAACAGCGAGGGGCCAGUCAGCGCCUGAGACCUGCUGCGCUGCAGAGGCGUCCGGCAGCAAACUGCAAGUCGCUGCCCCCUUCAGCGACAUCCAGCAGCAGCGGCAGCAGCAGCAGCAAAGUGGCCCUGUGCUUGUCCGCUGCACUUCAGGGCCCAUUAGCCACUCAAGAAGCCCCUCAGCAGAACGUUUGUCUCUCUACCGCGACUCAGCAGCCGCUGCAGCAGAUGCUGCAGCAACUGCAGCAGCAGCUGCAGCAGCAGCUGGUGCUGCAGCAGAUGCUGCUUCGGGCUACGCCCACCAAGAAGCAGCGCAGCACCUGGGCUUUUGGGGGCCUAAACAGGAUUUAUCCGCAGCUAUUCAUGCCCAUCAUUCGCUGCAGCAGCAGCAGCAGCUGCUGCAGCAGCAGCAGCAGCUGCUGCAGCAGCAGCAGCAGCUGCUGCAGCAGCAGCAGCAGAAGCAGCAGCAAGAGGCGUCCCCUUCUCUAGCCUGUCGCAUGCGGCUUGAAGCCAGCCGGCCGCCUCGCGCCUUUCAGCGGUCCGCUUGGGGCUCUUUGUCCCGCCCAGAGUCCGCAGCAGAGGGUUUUGCUGCUGCUGCUGCUGCUGCUGCUGGGGGCGGCAGCAGCAGCAGCAGCAGAAGCAGCAGCAACUCCUGUCGCAGCGUUCGCGCGGCGCACCUGUCGCUGCCCACAAUGCCCCCCGUCCCCCCCCCAGAGGGGCCCCCGGGGGGGCCCCCCUGGGGGCCCCCGGGGGGCCCCCCAGGGGCCCCCGUGGGGCCUCGAGUGACCUCAAGAGUUGGUCUAAAGUGCCGGCAGCAGCUAAGCAGUUUGCUGCGCUCUGUGUCUUCCCCAGCUUUGGCCUUCAGUGGGCCUUCUCGGGCAGAGAAGGGCUGGCGAGGGGGAGGUGCUUCUGUGGCUUUUGCGGGCAAAGAAGCAGCAGCAGCAGCAGCAGCAGCAGCAGCGGCAGCAGGGCGGGGGGAGGGGGAGGGAGCAGUGGGUGGCCGCUGCGCGCCUGCGGCCGACUUCUCGGGCACCGCCGCUGCAGCUGCUGCUGCGGACGCCGCUGCAGCUGCUGCUGCGGACGCUGGUGCAGCGACCUUCAGCAGCAGCAGCAGCCGCAGCAGCGGGAGCCUGCUGCAGCAGACGGGCUCUGGGCGCUGCCGGGCGUGGGGUGUACGUGCAGCUGACACUUCUUCUUGGCAUUCUUUUAAUUCUUCUUCUCCAGUUUUUAACUUCAGCAGAAUUUCAAGAAACUCUUUCCAGCCGGGGGGCCCCCCGCAGCAGCAGCAGCAGCAAGGGGGUGCCCCCAGCUUCAGUUCUCUGCCGCUGAGCAGCAGCAGGCGCUACUCCUCAGACGUCGACUCCGCAGCAGACACAGCAGCAGCAGCAACAGCAGCAGCAGCAGCGCCUGCAGCAGCGGCUGCUGCGCAGCAGCAAGACAGCUCCCGAAACGCAGAAGGGCCUGCUGCAGCAGCAGCGGCAGGCGGCAGCAGCAGGUCUCUUCCCGCUGCAGUUGACAAGGGCGCCAACGAGCUCUUCCGCAGGCCAGCAGCAGCAGCAGCAGCAGCAGCAGCGGCAGCGGAGCCGGCAGCAGCAGCCUCGGGCGACACAGCAGCAGCAGCAGCAGCAGCAGCAGGGGGAGUUGAAAUGGAAGGAUUCGUGCAGGGAGUCCAGAGCUGCCUCUCUCGACUAAUUAAAAACUUCCCUCCAGGUUAUGAACUUCAUAAUGGAUAUGGGGCCUUUUCAGUACCCUCUUAUUGGCUAGCUGAGGGCCCCUGGGGGCCCCCCCCGCUGCUGGGGGCCCCCGCAGCAAGCAGCAGCACCAGCGCCCCCGGCAGCUGGAGAGACACUGCAGCAGCAGCACGCAGCAGCAGCAGCAGCAGCAGCAGCCAGCAAGCAGAGCCCGCCGGCAAGCCGGCAGGGCCAGAUGCCGACCUUCCUGCUGCUGCUGCUGCUGCUGGGACGGCGGCGUCUGCUGCUGCGUCGUCUGUUGCUGCUGCGGGCUGCAGCAGGGGAGCAGCAGCAGCAGCAGCAGCAGCACAAAGCCAGGAGAUGGGCCUGGAGAUUGUGUUUGCUCUAGAUGUUGUGCCUUCGGAAACUUCUGCUGCUGCUGCUUCUUGCUUCUACUCUGUGGAAGCAGUUGUUGGCCGUGGGGCCCACGGCGCUGUCUUCCGGGCCAAGCGCUUCACCACCACGCAGCAGCAGCAGCAGCAGCAGCAGCAGCAGCAGGAGUCGGAGUCUGGGCCUUCUGGCUCUGCCUCUGGCGCUGCAGCAGCAGCUGCUGCAGCGGGCGCCGCGCCCCCAGCCGUCGCAUCGCCGCCCUCCCCCUCCGCCGCGGGGGAGAGCAGCAGCAGCAGCAGCAGCAGCAGCAGCAGCGAGGCGGAGGAAGUGGAAGUGGAGGAAGACGAAGUGGCGCUGAAGAUAAUAGACCUGGACGGGGCGCUGCGGACGCAGUGUACAGACACCGGAGGGCGGGGCCGGUACCUGCAGCAAGUGCUCGCGGAAGCAAAGCUGCUGCAGCAGCUGCAGCACGAAAACCUGCUCAAGUGCCACGAGGCCUUCCAGUGGCCUCCUUGCUUCUUCGUAAUUGUCACGGAGUUCCUUCCGGGGGGUUCUCUGAGGGACCUUUACAAGUCUGCGGGGCCCCUCCCGGAGCCGGUCAUCGCGGGGGUUCUCAAAGAUGUGGUGGCAGCUCUUGCGUAUUUGCAUUCCACGGAAUUCGACGAAGACGGAAGGUGCAGCAAGCAGGUGUACAUACACCGCGACGUGAAGGCCGCCAACAUUUUGCUGACGGAGUCUGGCACUGCAAAGUUGAUCGAUUUUGGCAUUUCCAACGUCGGAGAAUGGGACUCCGAAUUCGCGGGCACUCCGCAGUGGAUGGCCCCGGAAGUGGCAGCUAUAUUUUUUCGCCGAAGUUUCCGACAAUUGGGUUCAAAAGAAAAAAACUCCCAAGAGGAAAUGGGGGCCCCCGGGGGCCCCCAUGGGGGGGCCCCUGGGGGCCCCUCUGGGGCCCCCGGGGGCCCCUAUGGGCCCCCCGUGGACAUUUGGUCUCUGGGCAUUACUGCCUACGAACUCGCCAUGGGCUGUUUGCCGUGGCCCAGCAAAAUGAAACUGGAAAAGCUGAUGCACAUGAUCGCCUACGGCCCGGCUCCGCGCAUAAACUUGAAUGAAGGAUUUGAAAAGUCCUUUUGUUAUUUUGUGGAAAAGUGUUUGCGAAAAAACGCCAAAGAGAGGGGAACUGCUGCUGAGCUGCUGAAGCACGACUUUCUGACAAAGUUCGGCUCCAGCAAACGCCCCCAGUCGCAUGCAGAGCUGCGGGAAGCUGUAGAGGCUUUUAACGGCAAGCGGCAGCCCUCCGUGCUUUCGACAGUAGUGAAGUACUUCAACAGCUGGGGCAAAAGAGGGGCCAGCAGCAGCAGCAGCAGCAGCAGCAGGGCCUCGCGGCGGCGGCUGCCUGCAGGCCGGCUGCAGCACUGGGGCUCUGGGGAUCCUGUGGGGGCCCCCCGGGGGGCCCCUUCAGCUCGCGGCGGCAGCUUUCAGCACAAGUCCGCGGCCUCUUCCAGCAGUUCAUUAUUAGCUUGUGCAAUUGAGAACAUUUCUUCAGCCAGCAGCUCCAUGGCGCAGCAGAACGAGCCUCUUGCUGCUGCUGCUGCUGCUGCAGCUGCUGCUGCAGCGCCUGCAGCACCUGCUGCAGCACCUGCUGCAGACGCACCCCAAGCCCACCAAGCGGCGGCACACUUGCACGCGCUCGCAGCCCCUGCGGACGCUCAGCAGGAGCAGCAGCAGCAGCAGCAGCAGCAGGACCAGCAGAAGCAGCAGCAGCCCCAAAUUCAUCAGGGAUGGACUGUCUCGGCCCCGGGCAGUUCCGUAAGUUUUGAAGAGCUCGAAUUUGCUGCUGUAGAAGCUGGCAUCGCUGCGGCGGACAGAACAGCAGCAGACGAGGGUCUCAGCAGAGCAGCAGCAGCAGCUGCUGCUGCUGCUCCCUCUGCUGCUGCAGCAGGAGCAGCAGCAGCAGAAGCAUCUGCAGACACCAAAGAGCAGGAAACGACGGAGUCCCCCAGCCCGCCCAAACCUUCCCGAUCUCUUUUCUCUUAUUUGUUUUCUGUAUUUCAAACAGCUAAGUCUCCGCAGCAGGAAGAUGCGCCUGCAGCAGCAGCAGCAGCAGCAGCAGCAGACGGCGCUGGUGCUGCUGCUCCUUCCGCAGCAGCCGACGCAGUUGCUGCUGACGCUGCUGGUGCCGACGCUGGAGCCCCUGCCGCAGCAGCAGCUACUGCUGCGACCGCUGCCGCAGCUCCUGCAGCAGCAGCAGCAACAGCAGCAGCAGCAGCUGCUGCUGCUGCGAGCCUGCCUGGCUCCCUUGCAGCUUCAAGCGACCCCUCGCUCGCCCCAUCGGCCAGCGAGCUGAACAGCGAGCGAAAGAAAAGGUCUGCAGUUCUGCAGGCCAUGAGGUCCUCGCCUUCCUCGUCAGCAGCAGCAGCAGCAGCAGCAGCAGCAGCGGGGGGGGGCGAGCAGCCCCCGCUGUGGCGGCGGUUUCGCAAAACCCGCGAGCUGAGCCUCAGCAGAAAAAUUAGAAAUAAAGAAACUCGAAUGAGUUUGGCAAAAGGAGCUGACAGGUUUAUGGGAUUGCUGAAGCGGGUGGGAGUGGUGAGCGAUGCUGCUGCUGCUGAAGCAGCAGCAGCAGCAGCAGCAGCAGCAGCGGCAGGGGCGGCCGCGGAGGCGGCGGCCGCGGGCAGCAGCGGCAAAGGCAGGAGCAGCAGCUGCGGCAGCAGCAGAGCUGCCGGGGGCUGCCGCAGCAAAGCAGCAGCAGCAGCAGCAGCAGCAGAAGCUCGCAGCGAGGACUUCUCUCGAGGAAUGAGGAGAAACAAAUCGCUGGGGAAUGGACUGACCAGUGGACCACUGGUCCACUCAAAGCCGGAAGGUCCACUGCAGCAGGCAGCAGCAGCAGCAAGAGCAGCAAGAGCAGCAGCAGCAGCAGCAGACGCUUGCAGCACCUCUUCGAAAGACUCCGCCGCGAAGGCAGCAGCAGAGUCCCUCCCAGCCGCAGCCCCUGGCGGCGAAGAAACACACGCAGCAGCAGCAGCAGCAGCAACAGCAGCAGCAGCAGCAGCAGCAGCAGCAACGGGGCUGGGCGGGCCCAUAAAGUUUUUCGACAUGCUGGAGAGCCCGACUGUACAGACAGCUCGGCUGCCCUCCAGCACUUCCAGCACCCCACACUGCAGCAGCUCGGAAGAGAAUUUAAAAAUUAGAAACAAAGUUGCUGCUGCUGGCGACACAACUCCAGAAGACACGGACUCCGAGGGAGCUGCUGCUGCUGCUGCUGCUGCUGCAGCAGCAGCAGCAGCAAGGUACCCCGAGGGCAGCUUCCCCUCGCUGCAGAGGGCGGGGAAAGAAGACACGGGAAUGCUGAGGUGUAUGGACAGCUCGGCUGCAGCAACGGGCUCUGCUGCAGCGUCGCCGCGAGAAGCGCAGCAGCAGCAGCAGCAGCAGCAGCAGCAGCAGGCCGCAGCAGCAGCAGCUGACGGUGCGUCUGCAGACCCGGCUAGCGCCGCGUUCCAGGAGGAGGCAGCUAAGCAGCAGCAAAAAGAAAAAGACGCAGCAGCAGCAGCAGCAAAUGCUGCUGAGGCGGAGCAGCAGAAAAGUUGGCUGGGGGGCCCUCAGGUGUACAGACGGCUGCUGGACGGCAUAGCGCAACUCGCAGAGCAAGCGGGCAUUCGCCGGCAGCAGCAGCAGCAGCAGCAGGCCAGCAGCAGCAGCAAGGAAGAAGCAGCAACGAACUCCGCCGAGGCUCCCGGCGGGGCAGAUCCGGCUGCAGCACAACAGCAGCAGGAAGCCGGAAGCCGCAGCAGCAGGGGGCCCCACGAAGCCCCGCAGCUGCAGCAAGACAGCAACAGCAGCAGCAGCAGCAGCAGCAGCACUCAGCUUUCUGGAGAGCCUCUGCAGCUUGUGGGGCCCCAGGACAGCCGCCAACCCUUUGGAGACCCCAGGGGCUUUUCCAGCCCCGCAGGGGCCCCCUAUGGGGCCCCCUACGGGGCCCCUUAUGGGGCCCCCUACGGGUCCCCUUACGGGGCCCCUUAUGGGGCCCCUGCGAAGGCCCCUGAAGGCUGGGAGCCCCCCGGGGGGCCCCAGCCUUCAGCGGGGGCCCCCGAGACCCCUGGGGGGGCCCCUGGGGCCCCCGGGGCCCCCAGCAGGGGCCCUUCUUCUCAGAGUAGCUGGUUGUGGAAUUUGCUGUCUCUUGAACAAAGCAAAAGUUCAAAGGGAGGGGCCCGGGACCCCAGCGUCAUAGCUGCGAGCUACUUAUCUGAGGGGGGCCCCCCCGGGAGGCCCCCCGGGGGGGCCCCCCUGGGGGCCCCCGGGGGGCCCCCCGAGGGCGUGUGGGUGGGGGAGUUUGGGCGAGGAGCUGCGAGGGGAGAGGAAGUGCAUUUGCUGCAGAGUCGAGGCCCCGAAGGCCCGGAAAUGAUUUCUUUUUUGGUGACAGAAACAGAACCAGAGCCUGAGACCUUUCGGGAGGCCCAGAGGAGAAAAUUCGGCAGAGACCACAAGUCCGCGGAGGCCCUCUACUUGCCCUUCCCCCCCUACUCCCCCUCCGCCUCCCAGGGGCCCCCAGGGGGCCCCCCGGGGCCCCCAGGGGGUCCCCCGGGGCCCCCGGGGGGCCCCCAGGGGCCCCUGGGGGCCCCCGAGGCCCUGGGGCCCCAGGGGCCUCCAGGGUACUACUGGCAGCCCUAUGGCCAUUCCUGCGGGGACCUGUACGCAGCCAGUGGGCGGCCGCGGGGGAACCGCCAGGAAGCUGCUGCAGAAGCUGCUGCUGCUGCUGCUGCUGCUGCUGCUGCUGCUGCAGCAGGCACUUGCGACCGCAUGCACUUCACCUCGUAUGCUGAGGACUUGGAGGAAGAAAAGCAAAGACAAAGAAGUGCUUCUCUCCACUAUCACCCCCCAGCAGACCAGAAAAUUGUUUAUUCUGCAGCAAAGCUGCAGCAGCUGCAGCACCUGCAGCACCUGCAGCAGAUGCAGCACCUGCAGCAGCUGCAGCAGCUGCAGCAGGGGCCCCCCGGCCAAAUGCAUGCACUGCCGCACGGGGUGUCUGUACACUGCAGCGAGCCCCCCCUCGUGGCAGCGCCUUCUGUGUUCUACGGGGGCCCCCAGGGGGCCCCUCAAGGGCCCCCUCAAGGGGCCCCCCAGGGGGCCCCCCUAGGAGCUGUGGGGCCCCAGGGGCCCCCAGGGGGCCCCCCCGCGUGGGCACUGCCGCAGGGGGCCCCCCCCGCGUACCCACAAAUGUUUGCUGCUGGCAGCAGAGGCUUUGCGGCCUACGUGCCCAACGCGUUUUCCGGGCAGCCAGCAGCAGCAGCAGCAGCAGCAGCAGCAGCAGCAGCAGCAGCAGCUGUCCCGCCCGACUUUCGCUCUUUCGCUUUAAACCCCCGCAGACAACAGCCCCACGGCCAGCCGUGA
Messenger RNA from Eimeria tenella, 7845 nucleotides. Its product is annotated as STE kinase, putative. The coding region runs from base 1 to 7845 and encodes 2614 amino acids. NCBI's taxonomy places the organism in Eukaryota, Apicomplexa, Conoidasida, Eucoccidiorida, Eimeriidae. The transcript is spliced from 8 exons. Gene Ontology annotation, cellular component: cytoplasm. Gene Ontology annotation, molecular function: protein serine/threonine kinase activity; ATP binding. Gene Ontology annotation, biological process: intracellular signal transduction; regulation of MAPK cascade; protein phosphorylation. The record is from RefSeq and is a predicted model, not a curated record.